AUGCGGUACGGAUACGUAGACUCACAAGUUCAUUUCCGUCGUCCUCACAAGUUCAUCAACCGGCGUCUUCACAAGUCCAUCAACCGGCGUCCUCACAAGUCCAUCGACCGGCGUCCUCACAAGUCUAUCAACCUGCGUCCUCACAAGUCCAUCAACCGGCGUCUUCACAAGUUCAUCAACCGGCGUCCUCACAAGUCCAUCAACCGGUGUCCUCACAAGUCCAUCAACCGGGGUUCUCACAAAUCCAUUAGCUGGCGUCCUCACAAAUUCAUUAACCGGCGUCCUCACAAGUCCAUUAACCGGCGUCCUCACAAGACCAUUUACCGGCGUCCUCACCGGCGUCCUCACAAGUCCAUUAACCAGCGUCCUCACAAGUCCAUUUACCGGUGUCCUAAGAAGUCCAUUAACCGGCGUCCUCUCAAGUUCAUCAACCGAUGUCCUCACAAGUUCAUCAACCGGCAAACUCACAAGUCCAUUAACCGACGUAGUCAGAAGUCCAUUAACCGACGUCCUCUCAAGUUCAUCAACCGAUGUCCUCACAAGUUCAUCAACCGGCGCCCUCACAAGUCAAUCAACCGGCGUCCUCACAAGUCCAUUAACCGGCAUCCUCUCACAAGUACAUUAACCGGUGUCCUCACAAGUCCAUUAACCGGCGUCCUCACAAGUACAUUAACCGGCGUCCUCACAAGUCCAUUAACCGGUGUCCUCACAAGUCCAUUAACCGGCGUCCUCACAAGUCCAUUAACCGGCGUCCUCACAAGUCUAUCAACCGGCGUCCUCACACAAGUCAAUUAA
Mya arenaria is the source of this 795-nucleotide messenger RNA. RefSeq lists its product as uncharacterized. The record is from RefSeq and is a predicted model, not a curated record. The transcript has a single exon. NCBI's taxonomy places the organism in Eukaryota, Metazoa, Mollusca, Bivalvia, Myida, Myidae. The coding region runs from base 1 to 795 and encodes 264 amino acids.